UUACGAGAAAAAUAACCAACGACCGUACAGCGAUCGUUCCUUUCCGACAUUCGACAUUUUAAACGGAAUAUCAUUUGUGGGAAGCCAUUACCCUCGUCUGAGAACAAGCAGCACCAGCAGCAGCAUCGUGCCAUAUUUCUCAUACGCGUCUUCACACUGAAACUUGAAAUUUUUUUUUUAAAUUAUAAAAUUUAUAACGUAACGUUAUUCCGAUAGUUAUAAGUUUAAUAUUAUGAGAGUUAAACCUGAAAUGGACGACGACGAAAAGGGAAAAUUAUUUGUUGGAGGUUUGUCAUGGGAGACAACUCAGGAAAAUUUGCAACGAUACUUCAGCCGCUAUGGCGAAGUUAUUGACUGCGUGGUUAUGAAGAACAGCGAGUCCGGUCGCAGCCGUGGCUUUGGAUUUGUUACCUUCAGUGAUCCCGCUAAUGUUGCUUUGGUUCUGCAGAAUGGACCUCAUCAAUUAGACGGUCGCACUAUUGAUCCAAAACCAUGUAAUCCACGUACAUUACAAAAACCAAAACGAAGCGGUGGCUUUCCAAAAGUAUUCUUGGGUGGUCUACCAAGUAACGUAACUGAGACAGAUUUACGACAAUUUUUUUCACGUUUUGGCAAGGUCAUGGAAGUUGUUAUAAUGUACGAUCAAGAGAAAAAGAAAUCACGAGGAUUCGGCUUUCUGAGCUUCGAAGACGAGGAAGGAGUGGACCGUUGCGUAGCCGAGCACUUCGUCAACUUGAACGGAAAACAGGUUGAAAUAAAACGCGCAGAGCCACGUGACUCAUCAAGCAAGAUGAAUGACAGCCACCAAGGACAGUGGGGUCACCAACCGCAGCAGGGUGGACCGCCGAUGGGAAUGGCGGGCAACAUGGGACCCAUGGGUGGCCCGAACGGUCAGAUGGGAGGACCAAUGAUGGGCGGUCACAUGGGUCCGCCUGGUAACAUGAUGCAGGGUUAUCAAGGAUGGGGAACUAACCCGCAGACAGGUGGCUACGCUGGUUACAGCACUCAGUACAAUGCUCAAGGUUGGGGUGCACCACCAGGACCUCCUCAGCAGCAGCAAAUUCCACCCCCACCCCCUCAUCAGUGGGGUAGCAGCUACAACGUCCAGCCAGCAGCAGCAACUCAAGGUUACGGAAGUUACGGUGGGCCAGCGGCGGCCGCAUCAGGUGGCUAUGGGCCUACAGCCGGUACAGGCGGAGCUGCGGGUGGUGGUCCCGGGGGUUCAUGGAACUCCUGGAACAUGCCACAAAAUGGGCCGCCUCCAGGUACCCAGCCACCACCCCAGCCUCCUCAGCCCAACUCCUCGCAGCCUAACUCCAACUCAAAUCCCUCUGGCCCGCAGGGUGAUAUGUAUUCGAGACAAACAUCUGGGUCAGGCGCACCAGGAUCAAGCAGCAGUUCAUCCAAGAAUCCAGAUUAUAGCGGUUAUAGCGGGUAUACUGGUAGUUUCGCCGACACGAGUUAUCCUCAGCGUUCUUAUCAGGGUGGCGAGAGCAACCAAGGCAUACGUUAUGGCACUACAAAUCUAAGUAAUGUUCCUGCUGCUCCAGGAACAACAGACAUCCAUAUCAGUGGACCAAAGCGGGCUGGUUACUCAACAGCUCCAAAUAAUACCAGCAAAUUCCAUCCCUAUGGCCGUUAGAAGACAUCAAAUUUAAAAAAAUAAUUACUAAAAAAAAACUAUUCAUCGCAACACAUUCUAAUUACUACCAAGAUAAAUUUUAAUUAAUUAAAUAAUUAAGUACCAUUUUUAUUUUUACUCAACUAUUAUUAUUAUCAUUAUUAAUUUUUUUUUCUCAUACUUCAUAAAUUUUUGAGUUCAUUUUUUUUAAUGUAUAAGUUAAUUAAUUGCAAUUAAUAGUAGGAUUUUUAAAAAUAGUUAAUGAAAUCUUCCUUAUUAAUUAAGGGGGCAUUUAUUAUUUUAAUCAAAAGUUAUAAUUACGUACAGAAUUAAU
Molecule: messenger RNA, 1955 nt
Organism: Microplitis mediator
Lineage: Eukaryota; Metazoa; Arthropoda; Insecta; Hymenoptera; Braconidae
Gene: Hrb27C
Product: heterogeneous nuclear ribonucleoprotein 27C
Exons: 8
Coding region: 233-1642 (469 amino acids)
Molecular function (GO): RNA binding
Source: RefSeq, a predicted model, not a curated record